AUGGCUAGAACAGCCCAGAAUGUACCUCCCAGUCGCCCCCAUGAGUGGCGCCAGCGAGAGUACCUAGACCAUCAAGGCAACCCUGUUAUCCUCGGCAAAGUGUCAGGGGACGACGACUCAUUCGAUGCAGAAGAGAAACAUACAAUUCAAAUUUACAGCAAAACUACCAUACAGCCUGCGGACUUUACAGACCUCUACCGAUAUCUCAAGCCUAUCUCAGAGGACCCCAUCUUCCUCGAGAUCUACACACCUAAUCAGGAUGAUGCAUUUGCCUGUGUUGAGCAUCAACGCCGCGAGAUCGCUUACCGCAAGCGUUUAUAUGCGGAUACCGACCAGCCAUCUGGCCCUUUACCUCCAUUGAUUCCAACAUUUAGAAUUAGUGGAUCAUUCAGUCGCUCCCAGCCAAAUUUUGACACGGGUUCCUGCCUUCUCUUGACCUCGGAUAGCUACCAGGCUGGCUGGGAUAGCAAAAAAAGAGACGAAAUUGGUACAGGCCCGCUCUGGAUCGACUUCACACGUAAAUUUUCAAAUCAAAUACGAGAGAUUGAUUUGGCCGCCCGUGUUGAAUUCGAUGAGCUGGAUGAUAUACCAUUCUUUGCUGAAUACGGGACUGGAGUGUUUCCCGAGGCUACUGAGGUCACUGUGAAACUGAAGAACGACCAAACAGCUAUGGAUCAAUAUAUAGAAUCUAUGCUUGACUAUUUACAAAAGAGAGAUGCUAGUGGAUGGGAACUCGACUAUGGAACCGACGAACUAGUUUCCGUGCAGACAACCUGGGAUUCGCAACAGGUUAAGGAAAUUCUUAACGAGCAACGUACUAAAGAUCUUAGAUCUAUGGAUCCGGAUACUCUAUCCCUUUCUAGAGGUCCUCGCGAUACAGAAGUCACUAUCAAAAACCACUCUGGUGUGGAGAGCGAUCUUCAGUACGUGAUCUACGUCCAAUUUCUGGCGGACAUUCUAGACCCGGCCCUAUUAGAAACCACUGCCCGCCUAUUCACAGCGCACGUCAUUUCCAAGCUUGGCUCUAACAAGACGGUGCGGUUCGACUUUAAAAUUCCCGGCUUAAGCUUGUCAUCUAUCCUAUCAUUCCCUAAUGACCUUCCCGUGGGCGCCUUACACAGUCCGGAGGACGGAUCAGAGCGCCAACGAAUCCUACCCUUACGAAGGCAUGAUAUAGGCAUCCUUCCUGACACCACAUGCGAACAGUUCGCCGUGGUUCUAGAUAAGCCGGCAUUUGUUACAGAGCCAGGUGUACUUUUCUUCAUGAAUAACUUGAAACCAAAAGACUUCAUCGACCAUAGAUACCCUGUGGCUGAGGUUCGCCGCAGCGCAGGCAUGUUUGAGGUUGUAAGGAGACUUGCUAUGCUGGGGAUAGAGGAGAAACUUGGAAAUAGUCCUAAUAGAGAUGUCACGAAAGAAGAAUGUCUGGCUCUCCUAGGUCUUUCUCUAGCGCAAUACCAGGAUGCAGUGUUUGAAGCGGAACAGAAUUGA
Penicillium egyptiacum is the source of this 1491-nucleotide messenger RNA. Lineage: Eukaryota; Fungi; Ascomycota; Eurotiomycetes; Eurotiales; Aspergillaceae. The record is from the annotation of a GenBank genome assembly.